UCGCACCCCGGAUUUCUAGACGCGCAACGUGCUGCAAUUCUGUGCGCUUGCACAACUAUUCAGUACUGAUAAUGCCGAUUCGUGACUACUGGCACAAAUAUGGAGGAUUAAGCGAGAUCAAUAUUUAAUAUUUCGCCAUCAAGAUUUUUCCAUUUCUUCCACCCUGGGAUUUCUCAUUUAAAGGCUCACCUCCUUUUUUUCUUCCCUCAAGCUACGGCGGGGUUUUCGAACAUGUUCAAGGGCGCUGCUCUUUUCUUGUUUCUCUUUACGGCUUCUGUCUUCGCCUUCCCUUUUCCUCAACGGAAGGUGUUACGCCGCCUUGCGCCUCAGCUCCGGGACCCUAUUCACGGAGAAACGAACGCGCAGCGACUCGCGAGGGGCUUGCCUCCUUUGCCCCCAGCUAGGAGGUGGAAUAUUGAAGCUUCACCAACUGAGACUGCCAAAAGGGCACAGGGCAGCGACACAUACUACUGGAGCGGCAAAAUUCAAAUAAAUUCCACGCAAGGCGGGAAAUCACUUGGAUACCUCGAGUUCAUCAACGGGUGGUACUCAAUAGGGGCGGAGGCCAACGGCGAUACUUUCUCGGCCUCCUUCCAUAAAAAUGGCAUCAGUCAGAGCGUGAGCUUUCGGAGUAAUUCAAAUGGCCAUCCCUAUUUGGCAGGUCUCGUAGAUCCGGGGGUUGCACUCGGUACUGGGAAGGGAACAUAUGCUUUUUUGGGAACUUCAUCAGUGCCAACUCAAGCCAAUGACACCCCUCAAUCUGAUGGCGUGGUUUCCUCUUCUGGAAAGCACUUUCUGACGGCGUUUUGGCAGUACGAUCCUACAACUUCCAUUAUCACAGCCACUGGAUGGGCAGAUAAUAAUACCAGUGAGUGUCUCUUUUUUUCCAUUCGGGGAUUCAUACCCUUGGCAGCGAAGGGCCUCUUUAUCCACAUUGCACCGCGACACUCACUUGGGGCACUUCCACACAGACACGCUAACGCUAUCAAUUAUGAGGGGAGAUUGGUACGCUAACAAGAUCUAUCUCACGGCAGAUCCGUCGACCAUCAUGGCCAAUGAUCGUACCACACAAAAUGUGAUUCUCUCUGCACAUCAUCUUGGUAUCUAGACAUCCAUCCAGUUAUGGAUCGUGACGACUUGAGAGUGGAGCAGUGUUUGGUGCAUUCCUUGGACAGAACGGACAAGCACACCCGAAUCGGACUUAC
Molecule: messenger RNA, 1205 nt
Organism: Cantharellus anzutake
Lineage: Eukaryota; Fungi; Basidiomycota; Agaricomycetes; Cantharellales; Hydnaceae
Exons: 5
Coding region: 232-1014 (260 amino acids)
Source: RefSeq, a predicted model, not a curated record